Molecule: messenger RNA, 943 nt
Organism: Gordionus sp. m RMFG-2023
Lineage: Eukaryota; Metazoa; Nematomorpha; Gordioida; Chordodea; Parachordodidae
Exons: 6
Coding region: 311-943 (210 amino acids)
Biological process (GO): protein deubiquitination
Molecular function (GO): cysteine-type deubiquitinase activity
Source: RefSeq, a predicted model, not a curated record
UGAAGAAAUAAAAAACUUCAUUUUACACAAGAAGUAUCCACUAUAUUUAGCUGGCAACCAUGGAGAAAAAAAAAUUUCCGUGUCAAAGCCGCUAGAUAUAAAAUGCUCAAUGGUAAAUUAUUUCACCAUUCCCACAAUGGUGAAGUAAUUAUCGACUCUAUAAAAAGAAAGGAGCUUAUAAAAACAGUCCACGGUGGUUGUGAUACCAAUAUUGAAGCUACAUCACUUGCUGCCCAUUUUGGUAUCACCAAGACUCACAAAAAAUUGGCUGAUAGAUGAUGGAGUUAAGACACCAGAAAAAGCAUCGAAAAUGCUAGAGCCUGAUGACAUUCGACCUUUUGGUGCCCCGCCUUCCAACUUGAAGAUUGUAGAUGGCGAAGUAGACAAGCUCAAUAGGAACGAUGAUGAAAUUAUAUUAGAGACAGUGGUUUCUAAAAAAGAUGUCAAAAAUCUUUUUAUUCCUACAAAUAGGAAUUGGAAAAUAUACCACUCACUUCGCUAUAAUUGGGAUAUCAAGAAAAGAUAUCCCAAAUUUAAAAAUGGCAUCAUGAGUGAAAAUUUUUCCACUGAAAGGAUAAUUGGCGAUGGUAAUUGUCUUUUCAGAUGUAUAAGCAAAGAAAUUUGCGAGGAUGAAUGCCAAGAUCACUUCCUGAGAUCGGAAUGUGUGCGCUUUAUGAAAAGUAAAGACAUGGCAGAGCAGAUGGGGGGGUUUCUGGGAGAACCUGUUGACGCGUACCUGGAGAGGACGGGCAUGGCUCAAAAUGCCGUUUAUGGUACAGAGGUGGAGAUAGUUGCAAUGGCAACUAUGCUCCAGACAAAUAUUUUAAUACAUACUAUUUAUAAAUGGGCAUACUAUAUGCCCAUUAAAAAAUUAAGUAAUAUUAAAAAAUUUAAUGUAAAUAUUUAUUUAAUAAAUCAUAGCGAACAUUUUGAUCGAUUUUAA